Molecule: messenger RNA, 312 nt
Organism: Penicillium cataractarum
Lineage: Eukaryota; Fungi; Ascomycota; Eurotiomycetes; Eurotiales; Aspergillaceae
Exons: 1
Coding region: 1-312 (103 amino acids)
Source: RefSeq, a predicted model, not a curated record
AUGAGUUCUCCGACGCAAGGAGCUCGUGGUUGGAAUGCGCUGCCAUCGCUUAACUUGCUCCGAGUUUACGAUCGGAGGGGAUCGCCCUCGCCGUUUCUUGUCUUCAGAUUUGCUGACGAUAAGGCCUUUUCGAGCAGCACCGGAACCCAGCACUCUUCUAGCUGGGCUUUACUUCGGUCGCGCACCCUCGGCAUAUCCUUUGACCUCGCGACUCGAGUCCUGGCGUUUAAUAACAGCCAGGGCUUCGCCGAUAGCUUCGGAGACGCCGAUACCGAUCAUGUCGACGAAAGGCCUCGCGACCUGAUACCUUAA